Cokeromyces recurvatus is the source of this 1205-nucleotide messenger RNA. RefSeq lists its product as uncharacterized. The transcript has a single exon. Gene Ontology annotation, biological process: protein homooligomerization. Gene Ontology annotation, molecular function: protein binding. Bases 50 to 1105 code for a protein of 351 amino acids. The record is from RefSeq and is a predicted model, not a curated record. Lineage: Eukaryota; Fungi; Mucoromycota; Mucoromycetes; Mucorales; Mucoraceae.
UUUUUUUUUUCAUUUAAAAACUAGACAUGGUGGAAUUUGUAACAUAAAAAUGACCCAUCAACAACUUAAUUCUAUUUUUACAAUUGUAGUGAGCGACACAGCUUUUCAAAUUAGUUGGAAAUCACUCAUCUCUGAUGGACCCAGUAACUUUUUUACACGGCAUUUCAUAAAGUCUAAUUCUCGCAUCAUUCACGUUGAUCGUAAUCCAAACACAUUUACACUUAUUAUGAAACAUCUUCGAGGCUAUCCGAUUGUAGCUCGUGAUGAAUGUGAACAUCAAGAUCUUCUCAAUGAUGCGUAUUUUUAUGAUCUUAAAAGACUCAAACAAUAUCUUAAAGAGUUUAUCUAUCUUAAUGUGGGUGGUACUCACUUUAGACUACGUUGGGAUAUCUUUAAUAAAGAUGGACAUAAUUAUUUUACGGGACCCCUUAAGCAUUCAUUACUAGCACCUCAUCCAUCUCCAGGUGAGGCUCUACCUUUUACAAUUGAACGUGAUCCAGAGACGUUUAAGGAUAUGAUUCGACACCUUCAAGGUUAUCAUAUUGAAAUUCGGGAUGAACAUCAUCGACAGUCCCUUUUAUCAGAUGCCGAAUUUUAUUUAUUUCGAAAGUUACGAGAUCAAUUAUGUAAAAGUGAGAAUAGACAAGAAGAUGAGAUUCUUAUGUUUAUAGAGGAUGUCAGACCGGCCUCUUUCCAAAAGAUAGGUAACUGUAUAGGAUAUGAAAACGAUGGACGUCUUUAUGAGUCAUUAUUAGUAGAAAUAGAUGAUGUGAAUGUAAGAUGGUAUGGUGGCCAUGUAUUUUUAUUAGAGAAACAUAUAAAAUUACCAAAGGAUCCAAACUGGUCCAUUUUAGAAACCAUCACGUUGGACCCUCAUUGUGCUAUUGUGAUGGACGACAAGAUAUGGAAUCUAACAGAGUUUAUUGAACAGCUUUCUAAUUCAAACCAAAAUUGGUUUGGUAUUGAAAAGUCCAUUGCUAAAGUCUUUCCCGUCGUUUUAGAAUCGUUAUCAAAGCAAAGGUUAUCCUUGUCUAUUCUUAAGAUGCAGGUUAUUUUAUCAAGGACACAGGCUAAUAUGAAGCGUGAAUUUUUAAAUCCUUUAUAAUUACCAUAAAAGGAAAAUUAGAAAUCGGGUAGAUUGCAGAAAAAAUUCGAUUUUUAAAUUAUCAUAAUAAAGUCUAGUAUUUUUAUUAUUUAUUUAUUUA